AUGAACGUACUAGAUUAUGAUGUGUGUGCGUUUUCCAUGGACGGUAAAUAUGUGGCAGCUGCUGUUUCUAAUCGUUUUAUCAUCAAAAAGAGCUCGUUCGCCGGAAUAUAUAUUACAGCAUUGGCCGAUCAUGCUGUUAAUUAUUUACAGUGGAAUAGUACGUCUGAUUUUAUACUGUGUGGUCAAUUCGGGAAAAGUGUAUUGCAAGUGUAUGAUUUAUGCUCUAAAACUUGGACAAGCUCAUUUAAAUGUGGCUACUUUAAAUUUAUCGCUGUUGAAUGGAUAGGCCGUAUGAAAAUUUUGUUGACACUCGAGUUCCAUAUGGCUUUAGCUAUAUUUGAUAUAUUAAAAAAUUCAAUUGUGUAUGUUGAAGUUCCAAAGCCCAUUUGGCCUUGUGUAGUAUUUGAUAAUGAUGGUAUACAUAUGUUUGUAGUUUCCAAGAUUAAUGGUUAUGAAAAAAUAUUAAAGAUGCAUUCACAUAAUGUAGAUAGGAUAAUUUAUGUUCAAGAUAUUAUAGGAUCAUGUAAUGGAUUACAUAAAUCUCCAGAUAAUCAGUAUCUCUGUGUUUUUAAUGAAAAAAAAUUGGCAGUUCUCAAUUUUCUUUCUGGCAAUGUUAUUGGAUUAAUUGAAUUUAGUAUAUUACUUAACACAGUAACUUGGGCACCUAAUGGUGAAUAUUUAGCAUUAGGCUGUUAUUUGGGUAAUAUAUUUAUUUUAGAAUCUUCUAACGAGUUUAAUGUACUGCAUAAAUUAUGUCAUUCAAGAAAAGAAAAUUAUGAUUUUUUCAUAGAAUCCGAUAGAGUAUUAAUUAAAACAAAACCUUCAACCAAUUUUAUCAACAAUAUUCCUAAAAAAAUUGCUUCUAUAGCAUGGAGUUUUGAUUGUACUUAUUUAAGUACAUUCGAAAUAAAUUCAGCAUAUCUUUUUAUUUGGAAAAAAUAUAAAUUGAUAUGUGUAGUAGAAUUCUCUAAAGAAAUAAAAGAAAUGCAAUGGUGUCAAUCAAAAAAUAAACUUUCCGUAGUUUAUGAUACGGAUUUAAUAUUUUUUUGGACUGAAAAACAAAUUCCUAAAUUGCAGACAUCGCCAAAACUCACUGAUGGAACAUGUUUGUUAGUCUCUAGUAUAUCAUGGUCUUUUAAUAAUAAAGAUAUGAUCUUAAGUGAUGGAAAAAAAUGUUUAUUAUUUACUACUUAA
Messenger RNA from Cinara cedri, 1194 nucleotides. NCBI's taxonomy places the organism in Eukaryota, Metazoa, Arthropoda, Insecta, Hemiptera, Aphididae. The record is from the annotation of a GenBank genome assembly.